Messenger RNA from Acinonyx jubatus (cheetah), 6638 nucleotides. RefSeq lists its product as uncharacterized. Bases 5332 to 6297 code for a protein of 321 amino acids. Lineage: Eukaryota; Metazoa; Chordata; Mammalia; Carnivora; Felidae. The transcript is spliced from 2 exons. The record is from RefSeq and is a predicted model, not a curated record.
CUUAUGGGUGGUAUAAUUCCUCACCACAUCUUUGUCCUGGAGUUUUGCUUCUCACAGGAGAAGUGAUUCCAUCCAUAGCCUAGACAGAAGUAAAUUCUCUUGUCAUUUUCCUGGGCCAGUAUGGUUUUCUGGCUCCCCUUUCCAUUCCGUGUCUCCACAUUUCUUGGGCCCAAGGUCACAUCUCCUGUUGUGUUGGACAUUAUGACUAUAGACUCUCUGAGUCUCCAGUACAGUGUCCCUUAGAUCUCUUUGGUGACAGGUUGCAAACUCAUUGCUCUGAAUUAAAUUCUUUGUUGACAGCUGAUGGUUUUCCCUCCUUCUAUAUCUUUUAGCUGUGCAUUUAUUUACCAAUUGAUUUUGGCUAUGGCUGUGUUCCAUUCAUCAUUUCUCUGCAUUCGUGGAGGAUCUGAGUUAGGAUAUGAGUCCAUCGCCAGCUUUCUUUAUCAACUUUCCUGAAUCAUGCUAUGCCUUCUUGAUUGGUAAAGCUGGUUGUUCCUUCCUUUCAAGGAUGGUUUUCCUCUGUUAUCUCUAUGAGUACUUUUCUCUUCUAUGUGUUGGGCUUUUCUUGGGUGUCUUGGAGGAGGAGAAAACAUCUCUGGUCUGGCCCUGUGCCACUAUCUUCUCUGGACAUCUCUCCGUUAUCAUUUGCUCUCUGCACUUGCCUUUGUAAAAUGAAUCAUACCCAGACGACCCCUUCUCAGUAUCAUCUUCCGCCUUGGCAGGAUGCCUCAGUGCAGCGCCAGCUUCCAGGAUGGACGCAGAGUCAGCCCCGCCUGCUAGGUAUGUGAAUUGACUUUUAACGAUGGGGGAUUUAUUUUUUGACCAUCUGUCUCCUGGACUAUUAACCCUAAGUAUGCAAUUUAUCCUCAGGGAGACUUCUUGGAAGUUAAGGCCACCUUUGGAGAUGAGGAGGCCAUAAUUCUGAGGGAGACUUCCCGGAGGAGGCCGGCUUUGGAGAAAAAGAAUUGGCAGCUGGUUGGUUCUAACCCGCGGUACCUGAACUUAGGUUAUCCGUGUUGCCUUCACUCGAUUUGUGACGCAUCAUACACCGUUCACCUAUUUUCCCACACCGAAGUCUGCCACGAAUGGCUGUUCGGGCAGAGUCCCACUUCAGGGCGAGACCUCAGUGUCCAUUCGCCUCCUUGGUAAGCGGAGGGACCGUGGACCACAGCCGACUCCAGAGCACGUGCAUCCUGAUGCGGCGUGCCUGCUCCUAACCCCCUGUGUGGUCCAUCCGUGGCAAGACUCACGGAGGUGGUGCCGUCUUGGGAAAAGAAGUGGGGCUUUUCCUACCAAAGCUUCUUGGCGGCCACUCGAAGAGGGGUUUUCCGUGAUGUGCUUGCUUUAUUCUUCGGCACGUCGCGCACGGUUGGCCUUUGUUUUUAAGUAUCAGAUCUCACCUUCAAGCACCCUGGGGAGACGCCAGCUCUAGGAACCAGAGUCGGCGUCCACGCACUUGAGUGGACGCUCUUGGACAUGCGCGCGUCCUCCCUCGCGUGUGUCCACGCCGCCUCCAGGGUCACCACUUGUGCACGAGGCCAGUUUCCCUGAAGACGCGGUAACCUCGUAGAUUCACCUCCCUACGUGUUUGUCAGUAAGUCGUCCCCGCCGCUGGCUCCUCACGUACGACAGGUGACGCUCCGCCCAUCUCCGUCGGCAGCCUGUCCCUCCCCACGUGGCUUCUUGGAAGGGGCAGUGCAUCCGCACCUGCGGGCGGGACCUGGCUGACUGGGGCCGGCCCGCAUGGCGUGCGUCUGACUCACGUCGGUGUCCCCGCACGUCCUCCCUCCGUAGCCCUUCUGUCUGCAGGUCUGCCGUCUCGGAACGUGCCGGAAGCCAGCACUCUAGUCCGGUACUUGAAUGGAGGUUGUCCAUGGUGUGUUCAUUUUAUUUAUGAUGAGUAUUACAUGGCCAAUCUCCGUUUAGUACUCAGUUCUUCUUGGGGAGACUCCACAAGGCCAGGUCUGCCCGGUGCCUGUCCACGGUAAGGAGAGGGAACAUUCACCCCGUCAGUGCUGUGUUUGUGAUGGGUGUCACCCGGCCCAGAAUUCCCAGGAAGGGUGCUGACUUUCUUGGGUGGCACCGUGGUCUGUUAGUCAUUGGUACCCUCCCUCCCUUGAAGGCUCACCAGUGAAGAAAGCACACUGGAUAAGUCCCUUGUCUGUAGGGAACCAUCUUGGACGUGAGGCCCAUUCUGGGGAAGGGGACUCCUGUGUCGUUCCAACAGCCUGGCCGAGUGGAAGACACACACCUUACAUAUGCCAUGUGUUACCACCCCCUCAAGUAUCUUAGUCCUCACAGGGGUCCUCUGAGGUAAAGCCGACCCUGUGGAGGUGGGGCUGGGGGAGGGGAUGUCUUCCGUGGUGGGACUCGGGGUAUUUGAAGACGGGUUUCCACGGCUCGGUUUGUUUAUUCCUGGUGCAAGAGAAGAGUCCUUGAUAGCGUUUAUGAUUGCCUUAUGUUUACUAACUCCGUGAUCUUGGGCCAGUUACUUACACCGUCACCUCUGGGCCUCAGUUUACUCUUCUGCGAAAUGGGUUAAUGUUUACUCAGAGGGGAGAUACGAAAACUCAGCGUACGAGCCAAGGAUCUAGACCAUGCUUGACACGUAGUGACGUUGAAUAAGAAUCGCCUCUUCGGAUGGCUGUUGUUACCACGUUGUUAUCCCGACGUAGACCUUCCCUUGCUGUUUGCACACCAGAGCGCGAGCUCCCCGAGGGCAGUCUGGUUUUGCCUAAUGCCGUGUCCCUCAUUGCACGCGGUAGGUGUGAUGUUGACUGAGCGGGUGGUGGCCGGUUGACACAUUUUCUUUAUCAAGCGCCUGUCUGAGGCCUCCUGGAAGGAAGAGUGAAUGAAGGACAGCGGUGAGCCUGCGCUGUCCCAGUGACGUUGUCUGUCGCCCUCGCCAUCCCUCCAGGAAGAGGAGUGACCGGCCUGCAGGUAAGGGGGCUCCUGCAGGCUUGGGGCUGGAAGGACCCCGCCGUGGCCACAGCACUUACGGAGAAUGUCAAAUGGCUGUUCCUUUCUCUGUGUUGAAUCCCCACGCAGGGACUUCCCUGAGGAGAUGCCAGCCUUGGGAUGGGACCUCGGUGUGCGCGUCUCUCGAGGGUAAGUGACCCGACGCUGACCCACACGUGGGACUGACUUGGGAUGUGUGUGCUCAGGGCCUUGCCCACCACCUAGCCCCCCUCCCCGCUCCCGAGGCCAGGUCAGGGAGCAUCCGGUGCCACCGGAGCUGGCGCCUGGCGCCUCCCCCUGACGAGACACGUUCUGACCCCGCGUGGGAGGCUCCCUGGAUGUAAUGCCAGCCUCUCCAGAGGGUGGGGGGACACGGGGCUGCUCUUGGUGAAGAGGCGUCUGGUCGGUGCUCUUGCCUUUGCUGACCUUUGACCCUUGAGCAGAGGUUGCCCUUGGUGAAUUCGCUUUAUUUAUGUUGAAUCACACAAAGGCAACUUUUGUUUGAGUAUCAAAUCCUGCCUGUGAUGGCUUCCGGGACCCAGUGGCAAUCUCAGGGUCUACACCUCCCCCGUGAACAAGAGCGGAUGGUGUAGAUGUGGAUGUCUACACCUCUCCGGGGGACGAGAAUGAUGAUCAGGCUCGAUUCAUAACGUGGGCCACCGGGGGGGGGGGGGGCACUGGAAGGGCGAUGUCCGCGCUCAGUCUGCCUCUGGGGCCCUCUUUAUGCCACCAUUGUGACCGCUGGUCCCAGAGACAUUCUGCCCCCAGCGCCUCUCCUCUGAAAGGGGGGCCUUGUGGGUUGUUAGUGAAGGGUUUGCCCUCAACGACUGGAGACUGCGGCUUGUCAUUCCCUCGGUCCCAGACGCACAAAACCCCUCCUGCGCUCUCUCUCCGGUCCUCCUCUCUGCGCUGCCCCUUGUCGCUGUCCCCCUGCCUUGCUGUCCCCCUGCCCGCCCGUGUUCUCAGUGUUCUUGUGGGCUAUGGGAUGAACAGAAGCUGUCAGUCUUCCAUCCCGUUUGUAGUAACAGCGAUAAAAGUAACGCGCACAGAAUAAAACUAAGAGCCACCGGAAAGGCACAGAGAACGACAUGUUCAAUUGAGUACAAAUUGGCAGAAGAAUCCAAUUUUCUUGACAACGUUUCGGUUGCCACAUCCAACCUGGGGACGCGGAGCACUGUAGACAUGGCGGCCACGAGAGGCGCCUGGCGCUGGCGCGGCUCGAAACAGCGAUAUUGGAUGUAGACAAAAGCACGUUGAGGAAUCAACUCUCCAUUCGGAUUUUUAAAUGGGAAAGAAUUGAUCCUAAUGAAGAUGAUUUGGGGAAAAUAACAAGGGAAAUAAAAGAAAUGAAAACAGCCCAACAGCAUAGGCAGGAAGGCGAAACAGGGAAUUGGAUUCAUUUAAUGGAAUUCACUGUGAAAAACAAUGAUUUUAUGAAAAUCAAUGUUGGUACAAUUCUCGUCAAGGUGGUUGAAUUCGUAAGCGUGGGGUGCAGUCAGUGUGGGCAGCAGGAACAGGGCCCCGAGCUCAGUGUCCUUUGUGCAUCGGACCUUUUCUUUCUGUCCUGAGUCUUCCCAGAGAGCUUCCUGAGCAGUCUGGCUGACAUCAGGGGUGACGCACUGGUAAUGGGGGCGCAUGUUGGCCCCAGCGUGCAUGCCCUCUUGGUGCCCUGCCUCUCCUGCUCUGCCCCCUCUUGGCAUCUCUCCCUCCCCUUGUGGAGCUCCGCAUGACAAUGCCGACUCCAGACGUGAGGCAGGAGGCCCUUGGUCAGUGGGGACCGUUGUCCUCAGUCAGAGAGGCCGGGACGUUCUCAGAUGGUCCCCUUCCUAAGAGUCCCCAAGGCCCCAUGCUGGCCCCAUGGCCAGGCUCCUCUUUGGUGCUGAAUGCCACUUGGUCGUGGAGGCUGGCCUCGUUUGGGAGGUGGUCCUGGAACUGGGGUUUCUGGGAUCAAAGCUGUUGCCUGGGAUGUAGAAAGAGGCUGUCCUUUGCUGGCAUGACUUGCUUGUGACCAGCACCAUUCGCGGAUCUCUUUCCAGAUCAGCCCCUGCCUUGGCGGAUUCCCCGAAGCCACACCGCCCUCAGGAGGUGGCCAGUGGCUGGAGCCCCCUCCAGGGUAGGUGCCUGGGUGCAGCCCCGGGACAUGCCCUGAAUGUGUGGAUGACGGGUGUCACCUGAUCCACUAGCUGUUGCCGAGCAGCCGUUCUUGGGAGCACUUCCAGGAGGUGAUGUCCGCCCCGUCAAAGCCUCUCUGACCUGCAGGUCAGUACCCAGGGACAGGGAAGCUCCUGUAAUGUGUUCGCCGGCUGCAGGACAGACCGUGGGGGGCUGGCCUCUCGCUGCAAUUGUAGCAAGGCCCGAGGGCUUCCCAAACUCAUGCCAGGGGUUCUGCGGUCGGCCCCCCUCCGAAGUUCCCCAAACAGGUGGCGGGCACAGAGUGCAGACUCUGUUUGUGGCCUGUGUCGUCUGCCCCCCCGCCCCUCCCUGGCCCGUCCGUUGUUUGGGGCGUAUUGUGGAUCUGAGGUCCACUCUGGGAAAAGCCGAGGCCCGGAUAUCAGAGCUGGUCUGCUUUCCUUUGAAGAGCAACCGUCUUCAGCGCCCUUGCUCUCCCGCUACCCCACCCCCCCCACCGCUGCCUUAUUUUUGGUGUUUUUGCUUACUUUGUUUGUGAGGCUAAUCAAACAGUCAACCAGAUUUUUAAAUCACUCUUGGAAGGGCUCUGGGGUGGGGGGACACACACACACACACACACACACACACACACACAUACACACGGGGCUAGAGGUGGUGUCAGGGGGGCCCUGGGAGCACAGCCCUGGGCAUUCGCGCCCUGCACACGCGCACCGGGGGAGGGAGGCUUCGUGGGUGCAGGACCCAGGCUCACCCUCUCCAGGGUCUGGGAAUGGAGAGUGGGGGGCAGGAAGGGCAGGGUCUCCCCCACCUUCAGACGGCCCACGCACGGCUCAGUCGGCCACGAGGGCACCGCGGCUGCCCCGGGGAGCCCCGGGGGAGUCACGCCCCGGCACGGGGCCCCCUCUUGCCAGCGUGAGGUCCCCCCGGCCCUCGCCCUUCGCUUCGGGGAAGGGUCUCUGCGUUUGGCUCAUGGCGGGCAGGCCAUGCGAGGAUUGGCCUCGACGCCUCGGGGGGAGGGGGGUCGCGGCGGGGAGGGCGAAGUUCGGGCCCCCGCAUGCCCAGCGUUCAGGCUGUGCUCGUGGAGGGUCUGGCGCGAGCACAGCCAGCUGGAAGCGUCCGCCUCGGUGCCAGCGCCCCGGCCUCUGCAUGGUACUCGGGGAGAGGUUACCCGAGCAACUUUGCAUCCGGACGACGAAUGUUGCUCGGUGAACCCCUUUUCGGUAUCACAUUCCGCCAGAGAGGCCGUCUCGGAGGCCGCGGCUCCUCGGGGAAGAACGUCGGUGUCGGCACCCCUCCGGGGUACGGGACGGAUGGUCGACCAGUUGGAAAGUAAUUGUUUCGAAUGUACUUCACCUGGUCCACUAGCCGUCCGUAUCCGCUGCCGCCUGCGGGGCCCGCGGGCCCGGGGAAAGCCGCUCCUCAGCUCAGCGCCUCUCCUGGUACUUGAAGGGAGAUCGACCGUGUUAUAUUCGCUUUAUUGGCUUCGAAUAAUACAUGGUUGAUCUUUUCUCAGUAUCAAAUCUCACCUUGGAGGAUCUCUUGGAGAUGAA